Molecule: messenger RNA, 1872 nt
Organism: Scophthalmus maximus (turbot)
Lineage: Eukaryota; Metazoa; Chordata; Actinopteri; Pleuronectiformes; Scophthalmidae
Gene: fads6
Product: fatty acid desaturase 6
Exons: 6
Coding region: 204-1286 (360 amino acids)
Biological process (GO): lipid metabolic process
Cellular component (GO): membrane
Molecular function (GO): oxidoreductase activity, acting on paired donors, with oxidation of a pair of donors resulting in the reduction of molecular oxygen to two molecules of water
Source: RefSeq, a predicted model, not a curated record
GAGGAGGAGGGUCUCGAAGCCACAGGAAGUGGGCCGGGCCUCCCUCGACAAUGCCUGGAGCCACUAAGCUCUUUCACAAUGCUGACUUUGACCUGUUGACUUCGCGCUCAGGGUGCAGCGCUUCGCUCGGCACCGGCCACUCGCGAGAGGACUCACACCUGGCGUGGUGACUCUGCUGCCCCUGAGCAACGAGCGGAGCCGACAUGCAGAAUGUGCCGGAGGAGCGGUGGGAAGGUCGGGAUGAGGUCAAGAGGAGAGGCGACGGGGCGAGCAAGAGGGCCGGUGAGGAGGCGGAGAGAGAGACGCUGAUGAUGGAGCUGACGAGGCUGGUGCAGCGGACGGUGAAGGGGAGCAGCUGGUGGGAGAGGAGGGGGAUCGACUGCAGCAUCCUGGCUGCGGCGUUCCUCUGCCUGCCGCCCGCCUUCCUGCUGCUCUCCUCCUCUCGCCUCCUGUGGUUUUCGGCGGGCGUGUUGCUGAUGGGCGUCGCCCACGCCGUCCUCACCAUCAAGGGGACGCACCUGGCGAGCCACGGGUCGCUGAGCGAGUCGCCGGCCUGGGCCGAGCUCUGGGCCGUCUUCUUCAUCGAGAUCUGCGGGUCGUUCUCGGCGCGGGCCGGCGUGCGGGGCCACAUCAAGAUGCAUCACGCUCACACCAACGUGAUUGGACUGGGCGACUCCAGCGUCUGGAAGGUUCCCCUGCUGCCUCGCUGCGUCUACCUGUUCCUCGCCCCCCUCACCAUGCCCGUCAUCACGCCACUUGUGGCGCUCGCUCAUCUCAAAGGUCACCCUCUGACCCACGUGGUCAGGACCGUGCUGAUGGUCUCGCUGGGCCUGUAUUCACAGUACUGGCUGCUGAUCCACGUCUCCGGGUUCGAGUCCGCUCGCGGCGCCCUGCUCUGCAUGCUCGUCUGCAGGGCCAUGUUCUCCGUGCCCUACAUUCACGUCAACAUUUUCCAGCACAUCGGCCUCCCCAUGUUCUCCCCGACCGGUCGACCGAAGAGGAUCCACCAGAUGACUCACGGAGUCCUGAACCUGCCCCGGAACCCGGUGCUGGACUGGAUCUUUGGACACUCUCUUAUCAACUGCCACGUGGAGCAUCAUCUGUUCCCCUUCCUGUCUGAUAACAUGUGCCUGAAGGUGAAGCCCGUCGUGUCCAGGUAUCUGGCCGAGAAGCAGCUCCCGUACCAGGAGGACAGCUACGCCUCCCGCCUCAGCCUCUUCUUCCACAGGUACCAGGAGCUGAUGGUGCUGGCUCCGCCCAUCACGGAGCUGGUGGCGCUGCAGUGACGCAGGACGACACUGACGAGCAUCCACACUCAAACAGCACAACCUCCUGCGCCCGGGAUGGCGUUUCAAUCAACACUGACACUGACACGUUAGAUUCAUGUAGUCUUCUGUUAGGAUUUAAAUUAAUCUGAUGUUCUGUAUGUGAUUAAAUCGAAUGGCACGAAGCUCUCGGUCACCAGCUCGAUGAGGUUGAUGUAUGAGUGUUGUAUUUAAAGUCACAGCUCUUCAAACUGACCUGGGGUCUGUCUCACGGAGCGAGUUCGACUCACUCAGGCUCCGUUUGAGCUUCCUGGAUGAAUGUGGCUCCUUCCUGGUUCCUGUGGCAGAAACAUGCAGCGUCAACAGAUUAUUCACAGGAUCAUAUUUCAUGAGAUAUAUGAAGGAAAAGUUGAUUCCCACUCUGGAGGAGAGUUUCUGGACACUUUGGUGCCGCAGGCGAGACGUUCACUGACACACCUCAGCAGACGGAUCUUUUUUAUUUCCUCGGCCAAAGAGGUCACGUGAUUAGUUCAGUUUGUUUUCCUGUUUGUUUGUUUUAACCAUUAUAAUUAUUUAAUCAUAUUUUAUUAAAGUGGUUCUCUAUUCA